AUGUGCCAGAGCGAACAAUCACAACAAACGCUUGAAAUAGAGAUCAAAGAAUCCUCAGAAAAAUUCACCAUCGAUAAGCCCCCAGCCAAAUGCAACGCAGAUGAAUUGCAAAUCGAACCAUCAAAGGCAACCAAGGAACUGAAAAUCGAUACCGAAGAUGUAAAGCUUGGGUUUCAGCGUAGACCCUCCCUUCAGGACGACUGCCCCAUCUUCCUUGACCUCGUCUUCCACCAUAACAUCCUCAAGCCAAAUGACAUCGACCGCUGCGGAUCCUUCGCCAUCCGUCGAUCCUCCCUCACCUUCGGCGACGUCCUCGGCCAAGGCUCCUGCGGGGAGGUCAGGAGCGCCCUCUACAACGGCAGGCAGGUCGCCGUCAAGACCCUGUGCUCGAAGCUCGACGCCCGGUCCGAGGAGGGCAAGGACCUGCUCAAGGAGAUCAGCAUGAUGAGCCACGCGUUCCGGCACAAGAACGUGGUGGACUUCUACGGCAUCUACGAGCACGACGGGCUGCCGUGGCUGUACUACGAGGCCAAGAAGAAGUCGCGACGGGACGGGCGCUGGCGGCCCAAGACGAGGAGGGCAGUGUCGUGGGUGGAGGACAUCCUGAGCGCGCUGGCGUACCUGCACGCGCAGAAGCCGCCGGUGAUCCACCGAGACAUCAAGCCGGCCAACAUGCUGCUGACGGGGGACGGGAGGACGGUGAAGAUCGGGGACUUCGGGCUCAGCCGCAUGUGUCCGCUGAGCCCGGGCAAGGCGCCGCUGACACCGGGAGGAGGCAGGGGGUCUGGCGGCUUCUUGUCGGACGAGUCGUUCAUGUCGACGGAGCUGACAGGCACAACGGGGACGUACCGGUACAUGGCGCCGGAGAUCUUCCGGGGAGAGGGUCAGUACACGGCGGCGGUGGACGUGUACUCUUUCUCGCUGGUGAUGUGGUACAUCUUCGCCGGGGAGCAUCCCUUCUGCAACAUCGACGGACACUCGGUGGCCAGCAUGGCGGCCAAGUACAACUUCCGUCCGGCAGUGCUGAGCGAGCGGAUGAUGCCGUGGGAGCUACAGGGGAUGAUGAGGCGAUCAUGGGCGGGGGAGGGGAAGGAGAGGCCGAGGGCGGCGGAGCUUCUGGAGGAGGUCGAGGCAUGGCGAGGGAAGGAGUGA
Molecule: messenger RNA, 1152 nt
Organism: Guillardia theta CCMP2712
Lineage: Eukaryota; Cryptophyceae; Pyrenomonadales; Geminigeraceae
Exons: 3
Coding region: 1-1152 (383 amino acids)
Biological process (GO): protein phosphorylation
Molecular function (GO): ATP binding; protein kinase activity
Source: RefSeq, a predicted model, not a curated record